Molecule: messenger RNA, 1938 nt
Organism: Osmia lignaria (orchard mason bee)
Lineage: Eukaryota; Metazoa; Arthropoda; Insecta; Hymenoptera; Megachilidae
Gene: Tif-IA
Product: RNA polymerase I-specific transcription initiation factor RRN3 homolog Tif-IA
Biological process (GO): transcription initiation at RNA polymerase I promoter
Cellular component (GO): nucleus
Molecular function (GO): RNA polymerase I general transcription initiation factor activity; RNA polymerase I core binding
Source: RefSeq, a predicted model, not a curated record
AUUGAAUCACUGAUACAAUCGAAAGCGGCUCUUCCAUGUGCAAAGUGGGCACGUGCAUAAUAUUCUAAAAUUUAGUAUUUCAGUAAUAAUACAGUGUCAAAAUGUAAAUAAAUACGUGAUUCCAAUAUAUUAAACGUUAUUAAUCCAUUAGAAAGCUGUAGAUAUAAGUCUAAAAAUGUCAGUUGUAUCAUCAAGGGUCAGCAGUGUGUCAUCUAUUCUAAAAUCUCCAGGAGUUAGAUCACAACUCAUUCGGAGAUCCAGUAGAGUAUAUUUCAAACUUCCAAAGGAUUUCAAGAAUAUUAUUUACAAUUUUGAAAGUGGUAAUGGCACUAAAGACUAUGAAGAUUUAAUAUGUAUUUUACGUGAUUCAAAUAUAAAGGACUCAGAUUUAAUAGAAUUUCUGGGAAAUGUUAGACAAUGUAUGUCAUUAAUUAGUCCAGCACAUAAAGCAUUCAUAGAAACACUUUUACAAAUAAAAUGGACCAGUCGUUCAUUGGAAGUAACAUCUGCUUACAAAGCCUUUCUAGAAGACUUAAUUUGUAUGCAGAUUCAUUAUGCUAAACAUGUAAUAGAUAAUUUAGUUGAACAAUUUAAACCAGAUGAGGGUGACGAUACCGAAUGGGAAGCUGGAGAGUGUAAGGAAGAGAGUAUCCAAAGGUUAAAUCACAUACAUGACGUUCUUCGAAAGAUUUUAAAUAUUGUACCAAUGUCAAGUAAGCUUCUAUUACAGUCACUUAGAGGAAGGUUCCCAUAUAUUACUCAUGGAACUCAUACGCAUGAAGUUUAUAUUUAUGCAUUAAUUCAAAUAUUAGAAUACGCACCUCAAUUGCGGUCUGAUAUUCUAUCUUUAAUUAUUAACAGAUUAAUGGUGCUAGACGUAAAUAUACCACGUUUAGAAAUAGAAGAUGAAGAUGAAGAUAUGAUAGACGAUAAUGAAUGUGAUAACAUUGGUAAUGAAAAUAAUAUUGUUGAAGAAAACAACGAAACAGAAACAGAUAAAAUACAUCCAAUAGCUCAUAAAUUGGAUGUUUGUAUGGAACUGAUUCUGAAAUACAUGCAUGAUUCCUGCUUCAUUCAGGAUGUUUUGCAAAUAGAAUCUUUAAAGAGUCUUUAUUUUGACGUAUUACGUAUAUUUGAAACAGUAAUAUUACCUACUCAUGCGAGUCAAUACGUCCAGUAUAUUAUGUUCUAUAUUUGUAGUUUUAAAACAGCUGUUGUGGAGGCUUUUAUAGAUUGGUUGUGGCGUAAAGCAUCUGAUCCUAAUGUACCUUGUAUUAUACGGCAAUCAUCGGUGGCAUACAUAGCUAGUUUUCUAGUUACGGCCAAAUUUGUCACUGCCGGGCUAGUGAAAGCAGUGCAGUUUAAAAUGUCUAAAUGGAUACACGAUUACAUCAACAUGCAAGAUUACUCAAAGUACAUAGACGAUGAAAAUAAGGAACACACUGUAUUUUAUUCCGUUUGUCAAGCAUUAUUUCUCAUAAUUACUAAGAGACAUAAUGAUUAUCCAGAUUCUAAAAAAUAUAUGAAGUAUUUACAAGAACUGGAUUUAGCAAAAAUAAUAACAUGUAAAUUGAAUCCUCUGAAAGCUUGCCAUCCCGAGAUCGUACAUAAUUUUGCAGAAAUUACACGAAUGUAUCAAUUGGCAUACUGUUACACGAUAAUUGAAAAUAAUACGCGUAGUCAACUUCCGCUUUUUAACAGUAAUAAAACUGUAACAACUACGGUAGAAAACUUUUUCCCAUUUAGUUCGUAUACGUUAAAGCGAAGUGGACAAAGGUUAAUUCUUCUAUGUCAUGAAAAUAUUACUAGCAGUGAAUACAAAUCUAUUUCUGAAUACAGAGAAGAUGUUGAAUACAUGACUGAAUAGCAGAUUUCACUUUUCAAAUUCAAAUCAUAUUUGUAAUCAUCUUUCGAAUAAAUUAAAUAUUUAUAAAGUGA